AUGAGAGUGAGAGAGGACACCGAGGGUCUGAGGGUGAGGAGGGGGACAUGUCCUCUCUGUCCCCGCAGCUCUCCUGCUCGAAGUUCGUCUUUUUCCGACGAUUUCAGCCUCAAACUGCCGCAGAGAAAACACAGAGUGUGUCGUCAGCCCUCACUGCAUUCACCCUCCACGGUUCUCACCUGCUUUAUAAGUCCCGCCUCGCUGCUGCACACCUGCAACAUUCAAACCCUCUCAGCUCGACUCACACACCUGUUCACCUCCUCGCUACAACGCAGACAAUCAAAGAUGGCAGAAGAAGUUCAACCCAAAGUCACGAAGAAGAAGUCGUCGACCCCCCAGAAGAGGAGCGGCCUUCAGCUCUGGAAGUGUGUCAUCGCCGCCGUGAAGCUCAGCCAGAGCCGCAAAGGGACGUCUUCAGUGGCCAUUAAGAAACACCUGAAGAAGGACGGCGUAGAUGUGGAGAAGAACAACAGCCGCAUCAACACCACCAUCAAAAGGCUGGUGACCAAGGGGGACCUGAUCCAGGUCACCGGGGUCGGGGCAUCUGGCUCCUAUAAAAUCCCCAAGAAAGAGCAAGCACCCAAGAAACCCAAAGUCAGCAGGACAACCAAGGUCAAGAAAACAAACCUGAAGAAGAAACCGUCAGCCAAGAAGACCGAGACCAAGAAGACCCGGGUCAAGAAGACCGGGGUCAAGAAGACCGGGGCCAAGAAGACCGGGCCCAAGAAGACCGGGCCCAAGAAGCCCCGGGUUAAGAAAGCCGGAGCCAAAAAGACCGGGACCAAGAAGACAGCAGCCAAGAAGACCAGCGUCAAGAAGACUACAACCAAAAAAACUACCAAAACCACCACCAAGAAGACCCGCAAGAGUGUCCCCACCAAGAAGACGCAGACCAAGAGACCUGGAGUCAGAAGGGGGACCCCCAAAAAAGCCCAGAAGUAA
This is a messenger RNA of Xyrichtys novacula (pearly razorfish), 942 nucleotides long. Lineage: Eukaryota; Metazoa; Chordata; Actinopteri; Labriformes; Labridae. The record is from the annotation of a GenBank genome assembly.